AUGGAGAGACUUCAGGGGAGUUCUCUUCCUAUGUUGGUGCUGCAGCCCGAGAAACGUCUGAAAAGCAAAAGCUCAAUCAUGGAUGCUGUGAAGGCUUUUAACGCAGAGCUUACAGCUUUGUACGAGGUGAAGCCACCUAUAUCAAAAGCAAAAAUGACAUCGAUAACAAGAGGAGCUAUAAAAGCCAUAAAGUUCUACAAACAUGUUGUGCAAAGUGUAGAAAAGUUUAUACAAAAGUGUAAGCCAGAAUACAAGGUUCCAGGCUUGUAUGUUAUUGAUUCAAUUGUGAGACAAUCAAGACACCAGUUUGGAGCUGACAAAGAUGUAUUUGCACCCCGAUUUGCAAAGAAUAUGCAAAAUACUUUUGUAAAUCUUUUUAAAUGUCCUCCAGAAGAUAAGAGUAAAGUAAUUCGCGUUCUCAACCUCUGGCAAAAGAACUCAGUAUUUCAAUCCGAAGUGAUUCAACCACUCUUUGAUUUAGCAGAUCCCAAUCAUCCUAUUCAUAAACAAGAAAUAACUAAUGUUACCACCAAUAGUAAUGGUUCAAUUUCAAGCAUGGUUAAUUUAUCUAAUGUCACUAAAACACCACCGUCUGUAAAUAGAACACCUACAAGCCUCAAUAAGACCCCAUUGCCUGGUUCCAAGGCAUCAAAUGAUGUUAAUCCUGCAGUAUGGCUUAAUCCUCAAACACAAUUGGAUACAAGCACUGCCCUUUUGCAACUGUCUGGCCAGGCAGCAGGGGGAAUGGAUGCCACCGUCCUUCAACAUUUGCAGCAUUUGCAGCAAAUUCUACUGAAACAACAAGAUCCUGGGGGGCAUCCAGAAACAGAUCAGGUAAAAUUCGAUAAAAAACUUCUUGAUUUCGAUUAUGGGUCUGAAGAUGAUGAUGACAAUGCACCUUCGCCUCAGCAGCAACCUCAAACUCCUCAGGCACAACAUGCAGCAGCACAGCAAGCAACAGGACUCGAAAGCAUACUUUCUAACCCUGAGGUAAUGCGUCAACUUCAGACACUUCAACAACAAAUGUCACAACAGCAAAUGAAACAAGAGAUGGAAGAGAAAUUGAGAAAGUUGCAGGAAAUGAAGCAGCAAGAGGAAGAAUUUGACAAACAUUUGGCUCAGACUGUGCCUAACCUGCCUUUUGCUGCAGAGUGUGAUUUGAAGCCUUCCCAAGGAGAAAUAAAAUCACAAACACCUGCUCGAUAUGAUCAACAUGAUUUUGAUCAACACAAACCAGCAUAUACGUUUCCUGUAAUGGAUAUCACUCAGCCGCCUCCAGGAUAUCCCAGUCAGCAGCAGCAACAACAACAACAGCAAGCCCAGCAGCAGCAACAACAGCAACAAACACAAGGGUCAGUAGCAAGUGUGUCCUCUCAUCAAGGGAAUAGGAAUAGCCCUCUUGAAGAUGGAGAGCAAGCAGACUCAGAAGUGGAGUUUGUUGACAGAGCUGCUACUACAUUAUGGGUGGGUCAUUUAUCCAAAUUGGUUCAUCAAGAAGAGUUAUCCGAUACUUUUGGUGAAUAUGGUGAUAUCGUAUCAAUUGAUCUAAUCCCACCUCGUGGCUGUGCCUUCAUUUGUAUGAAUAGGCGGCAAGAUGCCUACCGAGCUUUGCAGAAGCUGAAAAAUCACAAACUCCAAGGAAAAGCUAUUACGCUGGCAUGGGCUCCUGGAAGAGGAGUAAAAGGAAAGGAAUGGAAGGAUUACUGGGAAGUUGAUUUGGGUGUAUCCUACAUUCCAUGGGAUAAACUUAGUCGUGAUUCUGAUCUUGAUGCUGUUGAAGAAGGUGGUAUGAUUGACGAAGAAACACUUCCUGAUUGGCUGAAAGUACACUCCCAGCAGCCAGGUAUGCAGACAAAUUCUGUUGCACCAACAGAGCCUGUUCCGAACAAUGAUGUUGCUGCUCCACCACCUGGCUUCAUACCAUUGCCUGAGGGAUUACCUGCAACAACAGUUUCCCAGAAUGUAGACACAACACAACCACCACCUCAACAAUCUGUAUGGCCGGAAUGCCAGGAUUGUCCACAGCAAUCGCUGGAACACCUCUGCCAGUACCUGGUACAAUGGCAGGUACCAUACCAACUGGUGUACCUCCUCCAUCAGGAAUGACUAUGGUGCCACCAUUUGGAAUACCAAACGUUCCUCGUUUCAUCUCCAUUGCAGCUCCGAUGGGGAUGGCUAUGGGACAUGGUAUGAUGCCAAAUGUUCCCAUCGGAGUCCCUCCUCCUGCCAUGCAAGGUAUCUUGAUGCCACCAGGCAGCCAAAUGAUGCAUCAACACGUAAUAGGUGGUGUCCCACAACCUGUCAAUUCUCCUUUCAGCUCAGCACCAGGUGGUCCAGUGGGCAUAUUGUCAGGCCACCCUCAAGGCCAGCUGUCUCACAUCCCUGUGCCUACGCCUUCAUCAGACAAAUCCGGCUCUGCACUGUCUUCCAAUGCCCUUCCUGUGGGUGUGCCUCCUCCCACCUCAGAGGCCGGACUGGCAGGUCUGGGUGAAAAUGUGCUGCGAAUGCCCUUUGGUGUUCAUCAGCUGGCCGCAGCACGCAAUGUUCCUGUACCAAGAGUUAAUCAUGAAGAAGGUAGCAGUAUGGAUAUAGAUAUGGAUGAAGAUCAACCUAGCAAGCCUGUCGAAGCAAUACGGUUAAAUGAACAGUUGCUAGCAGCUGUUACAUCCAGACCACCACCUUUUGGACAGGGCAUUGGAGCCCCUAAUCUGAGUCAGCCUCCUCCUGGAUUACCCUUGAGUCUUCAACAGUUAUCUCAACCCCCUCCUGGGGUUAAUUCAGGUGAUCAAACACGAAACCCGUCAAGAAUAGAUCAAGACCCAUCUACAACAAAGGACUCAGAAUUCUCAGGAAGUAGAAAUAGGGAAAGAGAGAGAGAUCGUGACAGAGGUAGAGACAGAGAAAGAGAUCGAGGGAGAGACAGAGAGAGAGAUAGGGACCGAGAUCGUGAUAGAGAUCGUGACCGGGAUAAAGAGCGGGACAGAAGUGAUAGAGAUCGUGAUAGAGAUAGGGAUAGGGAUAGAGAGCGGCCCUCAAGGUGGAGUGAGCGAGAUCGGGAUCGUGAUAGAGAAAGAGAGCGUGGUGAUAAGGAUCGUGAAAGAGGUAGAGACCGCGAAAGAGGUGACAGAGAUCGUGACUGGAGAGAAGCUCAACAUAGUGAAGAACGGGAUCGACCGUCAAAUAAACCAACAGAGUUGCCAAACCCUUGGGCAAAUCCUCCACCUCAGCAGCAACAGCAGCAGCAGCAGUUUGAAGAAAAGGAGAAGCCUAGCUUAUUGGAGAGACUUCGAAGCCUUGCGAAUGAUGGGCUUCCUACUUCAUCUAGAGAGGAAAGACAUACAUUUGGAGGUCGUGAAGGAAGAUCUGCCCACGACUUGAGCUCUGCAGAACGCAGUCGUGAUCGUGAUAGAGAUCGUAACAGGGACAGAUCAAGAGACCAGGAGAGAGAGAGGGACAGAGAACGGGAUGGAAGUUCUAGUCAAAAUGCACCUCCAUCCUUGCUUGAUAUGCCAAAAAUAACUCCUCCUGGUACUUCUGGAGAAAGUGGCUCUCAGAGUUUAUCAGAUAGCCACUUAGGACCUGGAACACCUUCGGGUACUGGAAGUAGAUUUUCUGGACCACGUGUUCCUCCAGGACCUGCACAUUUAUUCAGCCCUCGAGGCCCAGGUGGGGAUAACUUCAGACCUGGAGCACCUGAUGGUUUUCGUCCUUUGGGACCUGAUGGAUUCCGUCCAUCUGGCCCAGGAUUCAGACCACCUGGUCCUUUUGGCCCACGAGGCCCUCCUGAUGGAAUAAUGCUGUCUCCUGGGCCUGACCGUCAUCCUCAUGGCCCCGACCACCAUCCACGUGGCCCUGACCACCAUCCACGUGGGCCAGAUCAUCAUCCUCGAGGUCCAGAUCAUCAUCCACGAGGUUCUGAUCAUCAUCCUCGUGGUCCUGAUCACCAUCCACAUGGGCCAGAUCACCAUCCUCAUGGCCCAGAUCACAUUCCCCUUGGUCCUGAUCACCUUCCUCUUGGACCUGAUCACCGUCCGUUAGGGCCUGACCAUCGCCCACUAGGACCUGACCAUCGUCCUAUUGGACCUGAUCAUCUCCCACUUGGACCAGAUCAUCCUUUGGGUCCAGAUCAUCCUCUGGAUCAUGAAGGAUUUGAUCAUAGAGGUCAUCCUAGAGAUCUUUUUGAAAGAGGUCUCCAUCCAGGUGAUGAGGAGUUUGAACUUCUUAUGCGCCCAGAUGCAUUUGAACAUCGUGGCCCAAGAAAUGAUGGUUUUGGUCCCCAUCAUCCAGAUGAUUUUGAUCCCCGAGCAGAAGGUUUUCCCAGGGGUCUCCAUCCUGAUGACUAUGAUCUACCUUUGAGACCAGAUGAAUUUGAUCCAAGAGGCCCACGUCCAGAUGGUUUUGAUCCAAGAGGCCCUCGUGAAGGGUUUGAUCCAAGAGGCUUACAUCCUGAUGACUUCGAUAUGAGACGACCACAUCCCGAUGAUUUUGAUCCACGAUUCCGUGGCCUUGGCCCCAGGCCUGAUUAUUUUCCUCCUCGUGGCCCUGAUGGUUUUGGGCCCCGAGGGAUGAUGGGACCUCGUGGAAUGCGACCUGAUGGAUUUGGUCCUCGAUCGUUAUUAGGAAGAGGCCCAGGGCCCAUGUUUCAUCCCAGAGGGCCACCAGGACCUAUGAACAUGCGUGGAAUGGGACCUAGGCCUGGUAUAUGGAUGGAUAACCAAGGCCCUCACAUGUCUGGAAGGGGAUUUGAGGGAUCGCCUGGUGAAGAGCAAUUCUUUGGGCGCUUGCCCUUCGAUGAAAUGGAACGGAGAGCCAGAGAAGAAGGUCGCCACAUGCGUGGGGGUGCAGGCUGGGGUCCAGGUCCUGGUCCCGGCCCUGGCCCUGGAUCAGUCCCUGGUCCUGGCCCUGGGUCUGGGUCUGGUCCUGGACCUGGACCUGGACCUGGACCUGUAUCAGGUUCUGUGCCUGGCUCUGGACCAGCUGGGCCACGGAGAGGACCUUCUGGGCCUCCGGGGGCUGCUGGAGGACCUCCCACUCCUGGCAGCACAGGCCGCAGAGGGAGGACAGACGAAACCCCUGGAAAAUCAAGUGAAGGAAGCAAGUCUAGUUCAAGCAGAUCAGAAAGAGAUAGGAGUCGCAGAUCAAGGUGGAGUAAUGUAUCACCGGAACCUUCGGAAAAUGCAGCAGUUGUGGUGGAAUCUGAGGCACAAGAUGUAAAGGAGAUCUCAGAAGACAGUAAAGAGCCAGCUGAUCCUAGUGUUCAAGGUGCUUUAACAGAUACCCCCUCAGAUAAUGAACCUCCUCCAUUAAAUGCAAUACAAAGCGAUUCAUGCAAUACUGUAACUGAGGAGAAUAGUUUUAGUGAUUCACAUUUUACACCAAUGGAAGAAGGCGAAGGUGAUGGUGAUAAAAAUGACAGUGUAGAUUGUGAUCAGACCAUGGAGUUGGAUGCAGAGCACACAGGACAAGAAAAUGCGUUGUGCAGUGAUGAACCUUGUGAAAAUCCACCUGAAAAUCAGGAACAAACAUCAGUUGAUGUGCAAGAUGAACCUUCUGAAGCCAGUAAGGAAACAGAAUAAUGUUCUUUUUUAAGGCAAAUUUGAGAAGUACCAAAUCUUUCUGAUGUGCACAUAGUAGAAAGCGAAACUUUGUUGUAAUGAAUUUAAUUUACCUUGUGUUGCAGUGUGACUAUUAGAAAAAUGUGAUAGGUUCAUUAUGCUAGGGAAACUACUAGCAUUCUUUCUAGUGAGGCUCUUUCCAUUGCAGUGUGAAACAUUUAAGAAGCAUUUGUAGUGGCCUGGCCUGCCAUGUGUGUGUGUGAGAGAGAGAGAAAUGGUUUUGAGUGAAAGUGAACACAGGAAAUAGUGCAAAUUGAGGCAAUAUUUUAAUAUAUUUGAGUAAAACUGUAAACAGUGGUGCAAUAUGUUACCUAAGAUGUGAUCGAUACACAUCAAGCACAAUUUUAGUCAUGCCUUAAUUGUGUCAAGGCAAUUGUAAGGUAACAAGUUGAAAAUAUGUCAGAUCUAUUGUAAUUUUUAACGUUACUUUAAUUUUACUCAUGAAACGAAGAGUGAGACUCUCAUAUUAUUGUGGAAUAAUGCUCAAUAAAAAUAUCAUUUUUUAUAUUUUUAUAAGAAACUUUGCUUUCUGUAGUCAUUUACCACUUUUUAGUUAAAUCAAAAUUUAAACAAUAAAUUAUAUUAACUUUGUCACAUCAUUAGUAUUCUGCUAUUCUUUGUGUCAAUGAGUGGACAACCCUAUGCAUGUCAUAUUGUAGGCAUGUACAGGGAAGUGUUGCUCCUGAGCAAGGUAGGUGUUCCUGUGUUCACGGCUGCCUCAACCUACGUUCGCACACCAUCGGGCUCCCACAUGGAGGGAAACACGCGCUUGCACUCAAAUAGAGUGACAAGUGCAAGGUACUGUGGCACUUUGCAUUAUCGCAUCCAUCACGUUCUACCAGAAAUUGGUUUGAAUUGUAUUGGAUUCUCUCAAUCUGAAAGUGUCUUGGCUACUCUGACAUCGAUCAUCAAGAACUCUGAAUGUAUGAACUCUGAACACAUCAGCAAUUAAAGGAAGUGCCCUUUUCAAAGAAACUGCAAAAUGAACUUUCUUAAGGAACUGUGUGCAAAGGACAACACUCAUCAGUUUCAACAUCAUGUUUUCAUGUUUUGUUGUUUUCUUUUCUUUUCGUAACUCCCUGUUAUGAUAAAAGGUAAAUUGUUCGUUCUUUAAUAAUUGUACAUAAGCAUUCCAAUUGCUGCUUGUCAUUUGGUGUACAAGUAUAUUCAAGAUUUAUAAAUUUAUGAUCAAUUUUUGUGCAGAAAAAAUUUGCAUUGUGAAUAUCAAGGAUAUCUGUGGAGUUUUGUGGGAAUCAUUUUUGAAGUGUUUAAAAUUUUUUUCUGUAACGAUAUCUUGAUUAAUCUCUUUUUCAACAGGGAUGCCAUUAAAAGUUUCACCAUAUUUAGUCUUACACUCAGGAAGAAAUAUUGCGUGUGCAACUUUGCCAGUAAUUUCAGAUAAUUAUGGUGUCAGGAUAUAUUUUUCUUUGAUUUUCUUUUCUCUAACUCAAUCAUUCUUUAAUAAGUUGAUGUAAAAAGAAUACAUCUUGCAAGUAAAUUGCAUUGCAAUGAGAGUAAAUUUUGCAAAUAUAUAUAUAUAUUCUUGAAAAACUAUGAACAAAGAAGUUUUCAAUUUAUGAGAGAAUACUUAUUUUAUUUAUAGUUACAAGUUUAUAUAAAUUAGGUUUCUAAUUGUAUUAUGACUAUGAAUGUAGGUUUUCAUGUAUCAGUAAAAUAUUGAAAUAUAAUCAGAAUUUUUAUUCAAACUAGUUUAUGUAGUAGGUUAUAGAACUAUAUUGGGAUACUUGGUGUUUCUCAAGGUGUCAGUUGGGAAAAUGUAACUUUAUAUAGACAGACUCGUAUCAGAAAUUUUUCAAGUUCUGCAACAAAUCUAUAUUGGGAGGUAGUGGUCAUUUAUACAUGAAUAGUAAUUCUGAAAUGUUGAGGACAUUUUUGUGUGCUUGAAACCUAUGUGGAAUUGCAGAGAUAUGGUGAAAAUGAGUUUACAAUGUAUAUUUUCUUUUAGAAUGCCCUGUAAUUUAUUCGUUUCCAUGUGCAUGCGUUAGGUGUAAUGAAUGACACGCAUGUGUUGCUCUUCAUGAAAACAUGACGUUGACUUUAGAUUGUCUCCAAAAGGGCCUUUAACAUAAUUGAAAUUGUUGUAUUAGUACAUCAGAAAUCUAAUUUCAACUAUACCCCCAAUAUUGUUAUGUUGGAGUGUUUAAAUGCACGAUCUAUCACUAGGACCUUUUUGCAUAGAUUCAAAGAGAUUUACUAAUCUGUCAAAACCACAGAUUAAAUGUAAAAGUCGUUUAGGUGUUAUGACUGUCACCAAUAAAUUUUAUGUUAUUGAAAAUUGUGAUUUUUCCAUUGUUCUUUGCAAUAUUGCACUUUCAUUUAUUUGCAGGAUGGAUGUUUUGUCACAUUACUUCCAGAUACUUCCAGUACUUCAUCCAUAUUUUGUUUUUAUUUAAUUUUAAUUCACUCC
Gryllus bimaculatus (two-spotted cricket) is the source of this 8043-nucleotide messenger RNA. NCBI's taxonomy places the organism in Eukaryota, Metazoa, Arthropoda, Insecta, Orthoptera, Gryllidae. The record is from the annotation of a GenBank genome assembly.